AUGGAGAAGAAGCGUCGCUUGCGGCUGCAGGAGCGGUCUAAAGGGGCCUCCAGGCUUUUUGACUUCGACGGCUCCAACGCUGUAUUAUAUAAGGAUGCCCCGAUGUUUAUCGACCAAGGAAGCUCCAAAAGGCGUCCAUUUACAUACUAUGGCGAAAUGAGCCGUUUGCCAGAAAGGAAAGCCACUCUGAAAUCGACAAAGAUAUCCAGGAAGGAGAUCGUGCUUCCGAGAAGGCAGCGAACAAAGGGCGAUCCACUCAGUGACGAUGUGUAUCUACCUUUCCACCGGAAGAUGAAGCGAGAUGAGAAGUCCAUGACAGGCUCUGACAAAAACAGAAUCGCCAACGAGGUCGACAACUUCAGAAUGCAAUUGAUGCUCCUUCAGCAAAACAAUUGGGCCCGUCACUUGCCCAAAAUGACGUAUAUCAACGAUAAGUCGGAUGCUGCAGAGCUACUGUGGAAACGCCAUGCCACAGCCGCCGAGCUUCUGCGACUUGUGCUGAAGUAUGAAAACUGGGAAGCCCGUAACGAGCAAUGUAUCGCUGACAUCAAGGAAUUUGAAAGCAGGAAAAAUCCCAAAGCAGCUGAUAGCGAACCUGUGGAGGAAGAUGAUAGUGACGAGCUGAUCUUGGCACUGACUCUGGUUCAAGAGGAACGAGAACAACAACGGCUCGAGGAGUAUGGGCCCCUGCUGAGACUUCUAUUGCAUAACGGGUACGACCUUGUGUUUGGUCCGUUGCAAUUCCCACGAAUUGAACCUCUGAUUCUGUAA
Molecule: messenger RNA, 771 nt
Organism: Candidozyma duobushaemuli
Lineage: Eukaryota; Fungi; Ascomycota; Pichiomycetes; Serinales; Metschnikowiaceae
Exons: 1
Coding region: 1-771 (256 amino acids)
Cellular component (GO): SAS acetyltransferase complex
Molecular function (GO): histone acetyltransferase activity
Source: RefSeq, a predicted model, not a curated record